AUGCGUCUUUAUUCCGCCUUUGCCACCCUUUGUGGGCUCCAGGCUACCCUUGUUGUAGCUGAGAACACUACUUGGCCCUGGCAAACGUUCAAGUCCAGCCCUCACGAGCCUCCGAAUCUCAAAGUCUCCAAAUCCGGCCUUGUCAGCCCUGGAUACCUCUUCUUCGAUCAAUCAUGGGACGCGCAUCAGUACAGCGUGUUUAUCAUGUCGGACAGCAACGAACUUGUCUGGCAGAGCUCGCCGGGUGACCUGAAGGGAUUCCGAGCACAGAAGCUGGAUGGGAAGCCUGUCCUGACGUAUUUCAAUGGUCUUGGGGUCCCAGAGCCCUUUGGCUGGGGAUACGGUAUUAUCCAAGUCUUGGAUAAGUCCUAUCGAAGUAUCUACAAUGUUUCCGUGACGAACGACAACUACAAGGCCUUGGGCAGCAUUGACAGCUCCUCUUUUGUAUCUUGGAUUGACAUGCAUGAGAACACGAUCACGUCUGAUGGGACAAUGCUGGUCACUGGCUACAAUGUCACUCAGACUGAUCUCAGUUCAGUCGGAGGUCCCACGAAUGGCUGGAUCGCUGACUCACUCUUCUAUGAGAUUGAUAUCAAGACCAACGAGAUACUUUUCCGCUGGAGUGCCCUAGACCAUAUUGAUCAGAUUCCCUUGGAAAAUGUUCAGCCAUUCUACCCUAUUCAAGACUGGGGACACAACAGCAGCUUUCCCUAUGGCUACUUUCACAUUAACUCAGUGGACAAGUUUGAAGAUGGAACGUACAUCAUUUCUUCUCGUUACUACUGUUCGCUGUUUAAGAUCGGGAGGGAUGGAUCAGUUGGUUGGACGCUUCAGGGCCAAACUGGCGGGGACUUUGAGCUCAAUGGAAUCAAAUUCAGCUACCAACACGACGCCCGCAUCCAUGAUGAGGCCGAGGAUACAUUCGUGCUUAGCAUUUUUGACAAUGCCAACUCUGAUGUCCAGAAUGGGACUGAUCAUACUGAAGGCAUAUUGAUGAACGUCAAUCUAGCUACUCGCCAGGUCUCCCUUAUCCAUACUCUCCACGAUCAACGGGAUGAGAUCUUUUCGACUUCUCAAGGAAACACACAAUUGCUACCUAAAAACCAUGUAUUGAUGGGCUACGGGUCAAAUCCUAAAAUCAAGGAGUACAAUGCUAACGGGUCUUGUGUCAUGACUGCCCAGUUUGGAUUCGAUGAUGUCGUCGCAAGCUACCGAGCGUAUCGCUCCCCCUGGGUCGGCGUCCCUGAAACUCACCCCGAUGUGUUUUCUUGCAUUGACCAGGGCCGUAACACAACCAAUGUUUAUAUGAGUUGGAACGGAGCCACUGAGCAUAAAGAGUGGAAGGUCUUUGGGGGUGUUACUAGUUCAGACCUAAGUCCCGUUGCAGCGAGAUGGAAGACAGGAUUUGAGACCAUGACGAGCAUCAAAGGAAAACUUGGGUAUGUUCGAGUAGAAGCUCACGGCCUGGGGAUCCAGAAAGGUGUUUCCAAAAUUGUACCCGUAAAGAGUCGGUGUUAG
Penicillium hordei is the source of this 1518-nucleotide messenger RNA. RefSeq names its product arylsulfotransferase family protein. The transcript has 2 exons. Lineage: Eukaryota; Fungi; Ascomycota; Eurotiomycetes; Eurotiales; Aspergillaceae. The record is from RefSeq and is a predicted model, not a curated record. The coding region runs from base 1 to 1518 and encodes 505 amino acids.